Messenger RNA from Melanotaenia boesemani (Boeseman's rainbowfish), 2612 nucleotides. RefSeq lists its product as uncharacterized. The record is from RefSeq and is a predicted model, not a curated record. The transcript has 2 exons. Bases 182 to 2068 code for a protein of 628 amino acids. NCBI's taxonomy places the organism in Eukaryota, Metazoa, Chordata, Actinopteri, Atheriniformes, Melanotaeniidae.
GAUAGCGACAGAUGUCCAGAAAACUACGAGGGGCACUCCUCAGUUACAACACACUGCACCUCGGAGAGCAGGGGCGGAAUCUGCAGCUGUCACUCCAAAGGGUUACCUCCAUUAUCACAUCCAGCCAGAGACUGAAAAAGAAGACCAACUUACUCCUUUAAAACAAAGUACAGGAGACAUCAUGGGAGGCAAACUGAGCAAGAAAAGAAAAACAUAUGAUGUGAGCGACCCCAAAGAUAAGAAAGAAGAAACUUCUGCAGGGGAUGCUAGUGCAGAAGAGUCUGCUAAAGUGGAAGAUGGAGCCCCACCCACAGGAGCUGAGUCAACAGCUGGGGCAGACAAAGUGGUAGAGGAGACUACUGUGGCAGCAGCGGCAGCAGUUACUGAAGCAGAGGCAGCAAUAAAUGUAACUUCAGAAUCUGCACCAUCAGAAGAACACACCCCUGCAGCUAAAAAGGAAGCUUCUUCAGAGCAGGCAUCAGCAGCAGCUGAGCAAUCAACUGCAGCAACAGAGGAGCCAGCUCCCAUUGUAGAGGAAAAAGCUAUAGCAGCAGUCACAGCAGAUCCAGUAACAGCAGAGCCAGCUGCAGUAGAAGUGGAAGCUGCUCCAGUAGCAGAGACUAUAGAAGCUCCAGAAGAGCCCAGUACUGCUUCAGAGGAACCAGCUCCUGCUGCUACAAAGGAAGUUGCUCUAGAACAGAAAUCAGCAGCAGUGGAAGUAGUUCCAGUGCCACAAGCACCAGUUGCAGCAGAAGUGGAAGCAGCACCAGUGGAAAAUGAACUGGCUCCAGCAGCAGAGGAAGCAGCACCAGUAGAGGAACUGGCAGCUGAAAUAUUAAAAGUAGCAGUUCCUGUAGAAAAACCAGCUGCACCGGCAGAAGAAGUAGCUCCAGUAGAGCAGGAAAAAGCUCCAGCAGUAGAGAAACCAGGUCCAGAAGUAGAGGAGCAGGUUGCAGAGGAAUCUGCUCCAGCAGCAGAAGAACCUGUGCAGGUUGAAGCAGAGCCUGAGUCUGCAGAUGCACCUGAAGAGUCCCUGGUAAAAGAACCUCCAGCAGAUGCAGAAUCUGUGCCAGAACCAGAUGUUGAUCUAGCCAGCAAAGAGGCAAUGUCUGAGGAUCAAGAGCCAGAUCCUGUCCCAGAGACUGCUAUUGAGCCUGAAGUCACUGUGGGAGAAACUGUAGUUCUUGCUGCUGUCUCUGAACCAGAGCCAGAGGUUGAGCAAGUAACAGAGCCAGUGCUAGAACUAGAAGCCACACCAGAACAAACCCCAGAGGCAGAGCCAGCACAAGACGCAGAUCAAGCAACAGACACUGUGGCAGAGCCAGAACCAGAACCAGAACCAGAACCAAAACAACAACCAGAGUCAGAGUCUGUGGAAGCACCUGAGCUAGAACCUGAACCAGAGCAACCCACAGAGCCAGAGAAAGCCCCAUCACCAGAGCCAGAACCUGAGCCUGAGGCAGAGGAACAAGUAGAAGAAAGUGAACCAGAACCAACCAUAUCCACAUCUGACCCUACUGAAUCUGAGACUGUGAAUGUAGAAUCUUCUGAGGUCUUGGAAGCUGCAGCAGAGAUAACCACCACUGAAAAUCAGCCUGCUGAAGAGGAAUUUGUUUCAUCAGAAGUCUCUGGUUCUGAGGCAGCAGCUGAGCCAAAAGCAGCAGAACCGGUCCCUGAGAUAGUCAUCUCGGAGUCUAUCUCUGCAGGCGACAUGACUGUUGAAAGCGAAAAGGCAGCUGAAGCCCCUGUGGAAGAAAUGCCUUGUCCAGUGUCUGAGGUGGAAAGCAAAAUGGAAAAUGGAGAUUUAGAGAGUCCUUCUGUUACAGAGGAUGUGGCAGAUGCAGUUCUAGCAGUGAAUGGGGAGUGCAAAGAUAACACUAUCAACACGGCCACAAAUGCAGAUGAAUGUGUUAAUGGGAAUGAAAAGCUAGAGGAGACGCCUAUCCAAGAGCAGAGUGACUUUGAACUGAAAAAGGACGUGAACCUGUGUGGGGAUGUCCAGGAAGUUCCUGAUGCAGUCUCAGACAUGGUGGAGGGUAUCAGCACUGAAGUCACCCAGGCAGUCUGAAAAGAAGCCGUCUUUUACGUCACUGUGAAUUCAGUUCAGCCCCCUCGAUGGUGAAAGAAAGCCAUCAAGGUAUCACAUACACAGCUAGGCUUUCUGAAAUGCUGUAACCACUGCAAUGUCUUUAGUGGUAACUCAGGACAAGGGUGUUUUUCUCUUGAGUAACCAAAAAUGAAACACAACCACUUGAGGAUAGAGUGACAGACAGACAGACUGACAGCAAGUGAGAUGGAAGUGCAGAGAAGAGACUUGUGUUGGUAGUUUGAAGCUGGACAGCAUGAAAAAAAGAAAUCAAACAGUAAAUCUGGUAUUAAUAAUAAAUAAAUUAAUCUGUAUGAUUGAGGCUGACAAAUGCAAAGUGGGUCGUUGGAAAAGCAUUAAUUACUAGCAUAUUAUUGGAUUUAGAAUUUCAUAUAACCUUUCUGUUACCAUAUGAAGCAUCAUGACAUAAAUGUUUGACCUUUUAUAAUAAUGGUACCUGUAAGGACUGUUCAUUUUAAAAUGAUUGUUCAGAAUAGAUAAUAAAAAGAGAUUGCUGUAGCCCAUA